UCUUCUUCAAUUCGUCUCUUCUUUUACUUCAUCAUACUCUAUCCAUCAAUUUCUCUCUUCUUUUUCUCAGUGUCAACAACAAAGUAAUUAAUUAAUUAAUUAAGCCAUGCACAGAACACCGUUGAUGAUGUCUCUUUCCACUUCAAACCAUGGCUACUCUCAAAGAUGGCAACAAACUUUGGCAUGCAUGCUUGUUCCUUUAGUCGUUUGGUUUUGUGUUUUGGCAAGUAUCCAAUAUGGGUAUUAUGGUAAUUCUCGCUUGGUUCUUGGUCCGAGUUCAUCGCGUUUGAUGAAGACAAGUUCAGUUCUUGUGGAGAAAAUUGAAGUGAGAAAUGAUCACAACAAUCUUGUUCUUUAUGCCUUUAAUGAGAAGCCUGAGUUAAUUUCCCAAACAAAUUGGACCACUUCAAGAUUCUUAGUUGUUCCCAGAAAUACUCGCAAGGGAUUUUCUUUGUGGUUAAAUAAGGGUUCUAGAAUUCGUAUGAGGUGGGAAGCACAAGCAAGUAGCAGGAAUCAGCUUGAAGGGAUGGUGAUUAAAGGAGAAAGGAGAUUUGAAAAAAUGGUGCCUCAACAAACAUUCUCCCUUGAUACACUUGCCAUUCGUGAGACAAUCAAUGGUAAUGAGGCUGAAUACAUGAUUGAGGAAGAUGAUAGGUACCAAAUUGGAGUUCUAAACAUGAAUGACAAGAACAUAGUAUUAAACUUGAAUGUUAAUGUCUCUGCCAAGAUUUAUGAUACCACCAAAGCCAACAACAUCUACUCUUCUAUCAAUGGAUCAUGCACAUUUAGCCUCCUCUUCCCCAACACAUAUUAUCUCAUUCUAACUGCACCAAAAAAUGUAGAUGAUAACGAUGACGACAAUGACGGAGAAUGGUUUGUUGAAGUUUCGUUCAUUACUCGUGUGAUAGCCUACAUAGCUAUUUUAGGACUUUGUAUAAUUGUUAUCUUCAUGAUACUGAGAUGCCUUGGAGGUUAUGAUAAUCAAAAUGAUAAUGAUAAUCACAAUAGUAAUGUUACAAUUGACACAAGCAACAACAAUAAUAAUGUAUUAGUUUCUUCAUCACAAGAAAUUACUGAACCAAUGAUGCAUCAUCAUCAUGUGAAGCCAAAUCCAAAAAAUGAUGAAGAAGAAGAAUCAUCAGAAGAUGGUUCUAGUUGCUCCUCAGAGGAAUUAUAUGAUGAGAAAUUGUGUGUCAUUUGCUAUGAUGAACAAAGAAAUUGCUUCUUUGUUCCUUGUGGCCACUCUGCCACUUGCUUUCCCUGUGCAAAGAGGAUUGUGGAUGGAGAGAGCAAAGUGUGCCCUGUGUGCAGAAGGCUCAUUCACAAAGUGCGAAGAUUAUUUAUGAGUUAGGCUUUGUCAAAAUGUUAUCAUAUUAAUAAUGUAUGUGUGUAUUGAUUAGUAGUGUUACUCCAUGAUUCACUUUAAUUAUUCCCAUAUAGCUUACUUUUUUUUAUUUUUUAUUUAUUUCCCAUCAAGCUUCUAGGGAAUGAGUUACUAGCUAUGAUUUCGAUUUUGAGCUCUCUUCGCUAUCAAAUUUUUUUUUUUCAAAUCACUUUUUUUUCCUCUUGAAAGAUAUAAUAUAUGUGUCUUUAUUAUUUUAUUAUUUUGCCUUGAGAGUAUAAUGCAAAAUAAGUGUUGGACAAUAUAUUUAAAGUUGUGAGUUAUAGACAGACAAUGAAAAUAUUAAAUAAUGUGAACAAUUAAUAUAUCGAAUGUUCAUUUUACUAGGUGUACGAAUGGUAGGUUAUUCUAAUAUUAAGAUUUAAGAGGGUAAUUUGAAGGUAUAUAUAGUGUGUUUUGAUUUGAUUGGUGGUUAUUCAUCUUAUUCAAAAAAAAUUUAUUGAUUACCUAGCAUUAUUUCGAUGGAUUAAUAUAUUUUGUCUUGGGUUUGAACAAUGUAAAUAAUUAUAUAUAUACCUGGACGAGCCAUUGAGGCUUCAAAGAAAGAAGAGGUGAGCACAAGGCACACAAGAAGAAGAGUUACAAAAGAUAGCUUCAUGUUCUUUGGCUUUGAGAGAUUAUUAUAUAUUGUUGAAUAAUUGAGAAAAUGGGGAAGUGAAGAAGAUGAAGAAAGAACUC
Arachis ipaensis is the source of this 2080-nucleotide messenger RNA. Lineage: Eukaryota; Viridiplantae; Streptophyta; Magnoliopsida; Fabales; Fabaceae. The record is from RefSeq and is a predicted model, not a curated record.